Messenger RNA from Misgurnus anguillicaudatus (oriental weatherfish), 4205 nucleotides. Lineage: Eukaryota; Metazoa; Chordata; Actinopteri; Cypriniformes; Cobitidae. The record is from RefSeq and is a predicted model, not a curated record.
CGCCCCGACACAUCAGCUGGCAGAUCGGUCAGGCGAAUCAUUCAGGGCUAAACUCAACACACUUUGUAUUUAUAGGACAGAACGAAGAUAGUCUGGGACAUUACAACGGUUUCUUGGAUGAGGAAAAUGAAAAGCAGUUGGAUCUUUUUGUGUGCCGUUUGCAUUUGGUUUCCUGUGACAGCAACACAACGACGCUCCACAACCUGUUACUGUUAUGGUAAGGCACAGUUCUGUAAAGCAGAUCAUCUGGGACUGUACUGUAUAAACUGUAAGGGGAACACAGAGGGACGGCAAUGUGAAAGCUGCAAGGAAGGAUAUUACCACCAGAGGGCAGGAGACAGUUGUGCGCCUUGUGACUGCAACAUUGCAGGUUCUCAAGGAGCAGCCUGCAAUAAUGAGGGGAGGUGUACGUGUAAACAGGGAAUUCAUGGGGAUAAGUGUGACCGUUGUCAUGACGGCUCUCCGGUCGGUGUAAAUGGAUGUAAGCCCUUGAGAUCGAACUGUCGGUCCCGGUCUAAUGGUCAGCUCGCCUACAAUACUGAUGAAUGUCUGCCCUGUUUUUGUAACGGCCACGCAGACACGUGCUCCUCUGCACAGGGUUAUUCCAUUCACAAUAUUACCUCUACCUUCGAACGUGGACCUGAGGGAUGGCGGGCAGCCGAUGCUCAGGGUGUGACCCCUUCACAAAUGCAAUUCAGGUGGUCUCCAACUCACAAAGACCUUGAGGUCAUCUCACAGGAGAUCCUUCCUAUUUAUCUGUAUGCACCAGCAUCCUACCUGGGGAAUCAGGCACUUAGCUACGGUCAGAUGCUGACGUUCUCUCUGCGCUUGGACAGAGGUGUCCGUCGUCCUUCCAGCUCUGAUGUUAUACUUGAAGGAGCCGGUCUUAAAGUGUCUGCAUCACUAGGGGACUUGAGAUCUGUGGUACCCUGUGGCAAAAAAAUCAACUUCGCAUUUAGAUUGGAUGAACAACCCAGCAGCAAAUGGAAACCACAGCUUUCAUCCUCCGACUUUCAAACACUCUUGAGCAAUCUCACAGCCAUUAAAAUAAGAGGAACAUUUGGUGAAAAUGGGCGUGGCUAUUUGGAUGAUGUCGCUCUUAUGUCGGCCAAACUGGGACCUGGCACCCCUGCAGACUGGGUGGAGAAGUGCAGCUGCCCGGCCGGUUACGAUGGAUUGUUUUGUGAGCGCUGUGCCACAGGAUACAGAAGACGUUUCCCUGGUCAAGGCCCUCGAAGCCCCUGCGACCCCUGCUCAUGUCAGGGUGGAACUUGUGAUCCAGAAACAGGAGGCUGUUACUCGGCUGAUGAGAUACCAAGUCUGCAGAUGUGCCCUAAAGGUCAAUAUAUCAACCGGCAACAGUCGAACUCCUGCCUGAAGUGCCCUUGUCCCGAGGGCGAUGCUUGCUAUGUCAGUCCAGAAACAGAGGAAGUGAGGUGUGUCCCUUGUCCUCUAGGAACUACAGGUUCUCGUUGUGAAUUCUGCGACGAGGGGUUUUACGGAGAUCCCCUGGGUGAAUACGGCCCACGCAGACAGUGCCGACCCUGCCAGUGUUUUGGCCACGUGGACCAGAACUGUGACCGGCAAACAGGAGAGUGCCAGAGAUGCCCGAAUCAUAGCACUGGGCCGAGGUGUGAGAACUGCAUAGAGGGAUACCACCACAGUCACCCUGCAGAAUCGUGCCAGGCUUGUAACUGUGACCAGAAAGGCUCUGUGUCAAAUUCCUGCAGUAAUAGCGGUCAGUGCAAGUGUAGGGAAGGUUAUGAGGGACUCAAGUGUGAGAGACCACCAUGCCCAUCUUGCUUCGAUCCACUCAAGAAUAAGAUAGCGGCUUAUACACGACAGCUGCAGGAUAUGGAGAACUUACUGAAUUCAAUAGGAGCUAAUAAUACUCCUAUCAAAGAUGCUCAGAUUGAAAAAACCAUCAAGGCUGCAGAGGUGAUGGUGCAGUCGCUGCAAACCAGAGCAAAUGAACUCACAGAUACAGAGAUAGAGCUUCAGGAGAAGCUUGCCAGCAUCAGUGGCAUGCAGCUGAGACAGGAGAGAAACAUGGAGGAUGUGUCGAAGACAGUGUAUGGCGUCAGAGAUAAAGAUCAACGGUACAAGACUGAAGUUUCUGAAAUCCGAAAGCUUAUCAGUGAAAUCCGGCAAAAACUUCAACAGGCCAAACGGGACGUUCAGGAGAUUGAGUUGCCCUCAGGUGAUGCGGAGGCCGGCUCAGGCACAAUGUCUUAUUUGGUUCAGAAAGCUGCUGAUCUUGCUACACAGCAUCAGGGUGAGGCAGUGACGAUCGAGAACAUAGCCGCUAAUGCGCUGUCAUCAUCUGAGAAGGCCGUAGAUCUCAUACGAUCCGUCAUCGACAGAGAAAAUAAAGUCAGAGACGACAUCAAGGACCUUAAAAAACAGUAUGAAGCAGAUGUAACUAAAGUGAAUGACAUUGAGAGGAAAGGCAUUGAACUGACUGGUUCAGCUGAAAGGGAGAGCGAUUUAGCUCAGACCGCUCUUAAAAAAAUAUCUGAACUGGAGAAAAAUCUGCCAAAGCCUCUGCAGAAAGACAUUGCUAAUGUGGUUUCCUGGUUCGAUGGGCUAAAGGGAGCUGUGGAUGGGAAUAUAACACAAUACCAGGACUUACAGAAGAAGAUGCUCGCUGAACAGAAAGAGGCGGGCGAUUUACUCAAUAAAGCCAAGAAUUUACAAAAGGUUCAAGACAGCCUUCUUGCUAGAGCAAAUGAAGCUGAUGCAGUCAAGAAUAGAUCUCUGGAAAUCUUUGCCAAAAACACGGACAGCUUGGAUAAUACGCUGGAGAAGCUUAAAGGAUUUGAUGACCAGAUCAAUACCCAAAAGAAACUGGCAGAUAAAGCCAUCAGUAAACUGCCUACCAUCGAAGGCAUCAUUCAGAAAGCAAAAGCUGAUAACAUUAAGACUCAGGACAUACUGAAUUCCUUAUCCGGUCCCUACAGAGAUGCUCAAGAUACGAUUGAUGCUCUUAAAAAUACUGCAACCAAACUAGAGGAUAUAUCCAAGUCUCUUCCAUCAUCUGUUGAUGUUAUGAACACUGCCAGUAAACUGAAGGGAGAUUUGGAUGGACUGAACACAGCCGCGUCUUUAACUAAAGACAGACUGAAUAAAGAGACGAGCGGUGUAAAAACACAGAUUAAUCAAGCUAAGGAAGCUGCCAUGGAUGCCACUGGGGCUCUCGAUUAUGCAAAGAAUGCCAGGAAUGCUGUCAGCGAUACCUUAAAGUCAAUCACUGAUAUUAUGGGUUCACUAGGAUCACCCGUAUUAGUCGAUGAGAAACGUGUGUCUGAGCUGGAGAAAGCCGUGGAUGAAAGCCGCCGUCGUGUCGAGAAUGAACUGAGACCCAAACUCAAAGAGCUGGAGGAGAAAGAAGCCCAACAGAGAGAUGCCAUCAAAGCCAUGAUCAAUGACAUCGACACUAUCCUGAUUGACAUUGCCAAUUUAGAGCACAUCCACAAAAUCAUUCCUGAGGGAUGUUAUAGUUUACCACCUAUUGAAAGACCUUAAACGUUUUAACUAUGAAGAGUCGACCUUCAUUGUUUAAACUAUGAACUUACAGACGCAAAUGUAAAAGUAUGGAGUGUUUUUUUGCCAUAACAGUUGUUGUACCAAUGAGUGUGUUUUGUGUUUUUUUUUUUUAAGUAUUUAUUGUUUCGCUUUUUUAUUCAAAAAUAGUUACUGUGAAGUUUGAAAUAAGGUUAAUGAAAAUCUUUUUUGCUUGAUUGUCAAAAAUAUUUGUGUACUUAAUAUAAACCCAUUUGUAACAUCCACUUACUCUAAAAUCUGCUUUGGGCAUCUAGUCAAAUGUGACUCUGGACCACAAAACCAGUCAUAAUUAUGAAAAAUUGAAUAAAUACGCUUUCCACUGAUGUAUGAUUUGUUAAUAUAGAAAAUUGUGAAUCUGAGGGUGCAAAAAUUAAAAUAUUGAGAAAACUGGACUUCCAAAUGAAGUCCCUAUAGCAACAGACAUUACUAAUAAAUAUUUAUUAUAUAGUUAAUGUACAAAUUAUCUUUAUGGAACAUGAUCUUUACUUAAUCUCCUAAUGAUUUUUGGCAUAUUUUUUUAUAAUUUUGAAUUUAUUUUUGGCUAUAUACAAAUAUACCCACGCUACUUAUGGUUUUGUGGUCCAGUGUCCCAAAUAAUGUUUCAAACGUCAAAGAAAUACAAAACUAACCAUUUUGAUUCA